AUGUCGUUCCCGUCAUUCCGUCUGAACAAUGGUCUGGAUAUCCCGGGACUAGGUAUCGGAUGUUGGAUGGGAUAUGUCGGCCAAGGCGAGGACCAGGAGGUCACGAAUAUGGUGCUGAACGCGCUGAAAGUUGGCUAUCGGCAUAUUGAUACGGUAAGGAAUGAAAGAGCGGUAGGCAUUGCCCUGCGAGAGGCCGGCAUCCCCAGAGAACAUAUCUUCGUCACCACCAAACUGACUGGAGAGCAUCACGCAUGCGUAGCCAAAAGCCUCCAGAAAAGCCUGGACAACCUAGGUUUAGACUAUGUCGACCUGUUUCUCAUGCAUUGGCCGCAGGCGCUGAAGGAGAAUGGUUGGUGGGAGGCGCUCAAACCGCAUGAACGCCCGACCUUUGUGGAUACCUGGCGAGAUAUGGAGAAGUUAUUGCCGACUGGUAAAGUCAAGAGCAUCGGGGUAUCCAACUUCAGUAUGAAGACCCUCGAAGUCCUCUUAAAGGAAGCCAGUGUGGUGCCUGCUGUGAAUCAGGUCGAGCUCCAUCCCCUCCUUCCCCAACUCGACCUCCUCUCCUUCUGCUCCUCACAUGGCAUACUUCUUACCGCCUACUCACCUCUCGGCAAACACAAACCCAUGCUAGUAGAACAUCCCUCAUUGCAAGCAAUAGUGCAAAGUUGGAAUGAGCAAUGCGAAAUUGUAACGCCAGCCCAGGUCCUCCUGAGCUGGUCUGCCGCGAAGGGGAUUGUAGUUGUCCCGAAAUGCAGAGACGUCGGCCGGAUGAAGGAGAACAUGAAGUUGGUCAACCUCACUGACGUGGAGAUAGCUGCGCUCGACGGGAUACACACAGCGCCCGGUAUGCACAGGAGCGUUUGUGGAUUCCAUACGAGGGUGAGGGACGAUUCGACAGGCAAGGAGACGGGCGGGUGCUUCGGGUGGACGUAUGAACAACUUGGCUGGGAUAUGAUGGAAGGCGGGGUUAUGCGUGGUUAA
Molecule: messenger RNA, 981 nt
Organism: Gloeophyllum trabeum ATCC 11539
Lineage: Eukaryota; Fungi; Basidiomycota; Agaricomycetes; Gloeophyllales; Gloeophyllaceae
Product: aldo/keto reductase
Exons: 9
Coding region: 1-981 (326 amino acids)
Cellular component (GO): cytosol
Molecular function (GO): aldose reductase (NADPH) activity
Source: RefSeq, a predicted model, not a curated record